GGCAUAGUCGCAUCGCGACAGGCAUCUUAUUUUCCUCAGUCUGCAGUGUCGAAAGCAUGGCGUCCCGAGAGCGGGUGGUCAUCGGCGUGGUGGUGGCCGUCUUGAUCAUCAUUGUGUGCAUCGUUGUCGCAAGGCAUGCAUCUAAGCAUCAAUGCUUCGGAAACGCGGCAGUGGCUUCAGACUCUCUGACGUGCUCUGAGAUCGGCAGGGACAUCCUGAAGCAAGGAGGCUCGGCAGUAGAUGGCGCCAUCGCUGCACUGCUCUGCAUUUAUCUGGUGAACCCACACAGUGCAGGCUUGGGCGGAGGGGCUGUAUUCACCAUCAUGGAGAAGACAGGCAAGGUCAAGAUCGUUAAUUCUAGGGAGACGGUACCUGCGGAGUUAAAACCUGAUCUGAUGAAGGAUUGCUCAAAGGGCUCACAAGGCAGUCAGUGGAUAGGCGUGCCGGGGGAGAUCCGUGCCUUUGAACAGGCUCACAAUCUGUAUGGGAAGCUGCCAUGGGCUAAGCUGUUUGAGCCUGCCAUCAGACUGGCCCAAGACGGGGUUCCUGUGUCCGCCUACCUUGCAAAACUCCUCCAGAGGGACGAUAUUAAACAGCGAGUGGAAGGAUCCCACCUAUGUGACAUUCUCUGCUAUGGGAACAAGACAGUCUUUCGGCAAGGAGCCGUCAUGAGGUUUCCAAAGCUGGCAGAAACCUUUGAGAACAUAGCAAAUUAUGGGGCCAAUGCUUUCUACACGGGCAGAAUCGCGCGUGACUUGAUCCAGGAGAUAAAAGAAGCAGGGGGAACAUUAACAAUGGAAGAUCUGAGGUCCUUUCAGGCAAAAGUGACUGAUGCAUGGACAGUUCCAAUAGACGACUAUGUCAUGCACUUCCCACCACCGCCAACAGGGGGGGCUAUUCUUGCCUUUCUCCUGAACAUCAUGAAAGGGUACAAACUCAGCCCUUCUUCCCUUGAGGGUGACCAGAAAGCACUAACCUAUCACCGCUACAUCGAAGCCCUCAAAUUCGCAAAUGCUCAACGGAAGAAGACUGGUGACCCUGACUUCAAUCCUGGAGAUGAAGCCGCUCAUUUGAUUGAAGAGGCGUUUGCAGAUCGAGUGAGGGCCAUGAUCAGCGACAGCAGAACCUACAACCCCAACUACUACAAUGUCACCCCUUCCUUGGACCGCUUCGGUACCACCCAUGUGUCAGUUUUGGCUGCCGAUGGCUCUGCGGUAUCAGUCACCAGCACCAUCAAUGACAAGUUCGGCUCUGGUGUGUACUCAUACAGAACAGGGGUGAUCCUCAACAACGAAAUCGCUGAUUUCUGUGGGAUCAAGGACAACCUGAACACCAGAGAACAGCCUCCUUCCUCAAUGGCCCCGUCGAUACUCUACUCAAAGGCUAAGAGUAGGACAAUGGUUAUUGGAGCAUCAGGAGGCACCAUGAUCACCACAGGAAUAGCCAUGGCCCUGAUGAACCACCUGUGGUUUGGGAUGGACCUCAAAGAUGCCAUCGCUGCUCCUGUGCUGUUUGUGAGACAGAACACUACAGAAGAAUAUGAGCAGGGUUUUGAUGAGACCGUCCUGCAGGAGCUGAAAACCUUCGGACACCAUAGCCAAGAGCUGGCGACAGUCCGCAAUGUGGUCAAUGCUGUGGUUAUGGAAGGCACCUGCAUAGUAGCCCAGUCGGAUGCCAGAAGGAUGGCGGAAGCUGCGGGCUACUGACCCAGCCAGGCAUGACCAAGACCAUAAACUCCAGGAAGACCAUCCAGGGGAACUUAAUGCCAGACCAUUGCAUGCCAGAAACACUGAGAAACACUUGACAGAUUGAUACAUAUCUCUCCUGCCCUUGGUUGUAUGGGUAGACUUUGCAUGUCUAUGGCGUGUUUGCAUGAGCUCCAGCCCACUCUACAAAAACAUGCAUUUAAACUGUAUCGGUGUCUCAAAAUUAAUUUUCUUUGCAUAUAAUGCUUGACACACUGCCAUUCCUAGCCCUUAAAGUAGAGGUACACUUAGCAAAGGUAUAGAUUAAUCCUUGAACAAAAAGACCAAGAACAGAGUGUACUGUCCUGAUCUAUUACUAAUUUCUCAUCUGUUCUACAGUUUUAUUGAUCUGUGUGUUAGAGAUGCGAGUUUUGUUUCCUAUUCAGGGGAAAGGCCUCCAUCUUUAAUGGCCUCAUCUACACUCAAUUUGAUGUUGAACUUACCACAAAAUGUCUGUACCUGAAAUCACUUUCAUAAAAAUCUCAUAGAAACA
This is a messenger RNA of Paramormyrops kingsleyae, 2238 nucleotides long. The record is from RefSeq and is a predicted model, not a curated record. Lineage: Eukaryota; Metazoa; Chordata; Actinopteri; Osteoglossiformes; Mormyridae.